GUGGUUUGUGAUAAAGAGAUGACAAUCAACAAACGGACUCGGGGCGCGACUCGCCCGCUUAUAUACCUUCACGUGACAUAUGACCUCCACGCGCCCGAUUAGGAAUUUUUGCUUUUUGACCUUACAUAAAUGCUUGUCCGCGCACUUGUCCGUGCACGCUGGCAAGAAACAGUUACCCUGCGCAGAUUCAUUCAGAGUCCAGGAUGUGCAAGAUAUUUGACCUCUGGAACUGAAGAGUCCGCGAAGAAGUCAGCGAAGGCUUCUCCCGAUGAGUUGACAUUACCGUUCUUGCAGCGUCCGCUCGGCGUGAAGGAGAGUCCUUCGUCUGUCCUGAAAACUUGGGCAGAUACUAGAGAGGAGAUGAUGAAUCAGGAGACGCGCUUGGCACAAAGAGAGCACCUGAUGAAAGAAGCUACGAAAGGCUAUUUUACUGACCUCAAUGCAACAAGGAGGCACGGUGGUAAGACGUGGAUAGCACCUAAAGUGAUGAUUCGUGAGGACAAAGCGCUUUAUUUCCCAAAUAUCGUCGGCUCAAGCCUGGACACGAAGUCCAAAAAACAUACAACCAGCAUUUGUGAAGGACGUAUCUCCGUGAUAUCUAUGUUAUCCACAAGGAUGUCAGAGAUACACGUAAAUGGUUUCACCACACCGACGAAUACGAGGUAUCUUUCAAAUCCACUGUACCAAUAUGUGCAGAUCAACUUGCAAGAGAACCUUCUGAAGUCCUUCCUUGUGUCGUUGUUUCUUUCAUCGAUAGCCAAGUCGGUUCCCCCAGAGCUACACCCGACAUACUUGGUAUCGAGCCAGAACAUGGAGUUCUUGCGCGAGCAGCUUGGUAUGGUGAAUAAACACGUCGGGUACGUCUAUCUCGUGGACGAUAACCUUAAGAUUAGGUGGGCCGGCUGCGCGGACGCCAAGGUAGAGGAAACAAAUGCACUUGAGCAAUGUACAGGAGUGCUAUUAAACAGACUAGACAAGAAAAGAUCUCCACGAUAGUACUACCUAACCACAUCGUGUCAACCACCUAUUCGUUAAAUUAUUACAGCAUAUAUUUUGACUUUGCAAAAA
Suillus paluster is the source of this 1068-nucleotide messenger RNA. Its product is annotated as ATPase assembly factor ATP10. The transcript is spliced from 4 exons. The record is from RefSeq and is a predicted model, not a curated record. Bases 130 to 996 code for a protein of 288 amino acids. Gene Ontology annotation, biological process: mitochondrial proton-transporting ATP synthase complex assembly. Gene Ontology annotation, cellular component: mitochondrial inner membrane. Lineage: Eukaryota; Fungi; Basidiomycota; Agaricomycetes; Boletales; Suillaceae.